UCACCUCUUUUUUCUUACCAGGUUUGAAUGUGAGUACUUUUACAGAUUGCAUGGAGCAUGAUCUGGGGGUGAGUGAGGAGGAGGAGAGAAACUUCACAGCUCUUUUGACAGAGGAAUUAAAGCAAAUGGAAGUUGAAACAGUGGAAAACCAGAGAAGAGCGGACAUGGCACUGCUUGAGACAAAAAAGAUGGUGUCCCAAUAUCAAAAAGAGGCAGACAAAUGUACAUCAGGGAUGGGAACUUGUGAAGAAGCUAGAGAAAAGGCUGAAAUUGCUUUAGAAGCACAGAGACAAAUCACUUCUAUGUGGGAGCUCAGAGCACGUCAUCAAGGAUGGAAACAAGAGAUUGUUUAAGUCUAAUAAUGUGUGUAGACAAGUUCUUAAAGAAGCAAGUAAACUGCCACUUCACCGAUUUCUGAUUAGAUAAUAUUUGUAUUCAGCUAGUAUGGACAUUUCCCUAAUUUUGCCAACAAUAGAAAUCACUCUCU
Molecule: messenger RNA, 487 nt
Organism: Solanum dulcamara
Lineage: Eukaryota; Viridiplantae; Streptophyta; Magnoliopsida; Solanales; Solanaceae
Exons: 2
Coding region: 51-353 (100 amino acids)
Source: RefSeq, a predicted model, not a curated record